AUGAACGAGAGAUCGCGCAGUCUAUCAAGUCUAAACUUGCUUAAAUCUCAAGAUGGAUAUCCAAUCGAACGAAAAGUAAUCGAAGCUUCAGGUCGAUUAGGUUCCCUUUAUGAUGCUUCAACAGAUAACUUAAUUGAUCGACAUGCUGUUCAAAAAGUUGAAAGAAAAAUACCACGUAGACGUUCUAUAUGUCGACUACUCUUAGGUGAUCAAUCGAAAGAUCUCAUUAGUUUUCUCAAAGAUAUCGACUUUGACGAUGCAAUUCGACAAAGUAUUUGUCUUCAAAUGGUUACACCAAACGGCAUUAGCCGUCUUAUUGAAUAUAAUCAACCUAUUGAUGAGAAUACUCGCUUUCUAUAUUAUUCUUAUAGAGCUAGAAAAGAAUGGUUAGAUGUGACAGCUCAUCAAACGAAUAGAAUCGUUGCAGCACCAUCACUUCCAACUGAAGCAACUCAUAUGAUAACAAAAAUUUUAUGGGGUUUUGAAGUUUUAUGCAUCAUACAAAUUCUAAAAAAUGAAUUUGCAAAUCCAGUUGAUCGAUUACUUCAUCAUAUUUGUGAUCAACUUCAAGAUAAUAGGAUUCCAGUUAAACUUAGCAGUAAUGAUCGACAGCUCAUCAAUCAAUUAAAUAAUAUUAUUGUAUAUGGAUCCGAAACGUGUGUCAAUCAAUCGAAUAUAUCAUUAUUAACUGUUCUCACAAGAAUACAAGAUUGGCAAAAAGAUUCAAACGUUCAUCAACCACUUAUCUACACGAUGCAACCGUUAAGAUGGCUUUACAAUAAUCCACAAUUUGAUGUACCAUGUACUUUUCCCAGACCAGAUAAUCCUCAUACUGCACGAAUUGAAAAUGUAAUCAAUCGAAUAAAUAAUCAGAUAAAAGAUCUUGGAAAAAUAUUUCUAAAUCUUCCAACAAAUUUUUCUAGUGCAACACUUGAUCAACGUUUAAAAACUUUUCAACAACAAUAUCGUUUUGUAUUAGAUUCACAGAAUAAUUUUCAAGAACAUCUUAAACAAACACUUUCAGAUAUUCGUCGACAUCGUGCCGAACCAACAACAUUAGAUGAUAUUAUUGGCGAUCAACGUUAUGAAUGUUUACGUAAAACCGAAAUAGAUAAAUUUCUCACUCGUAUUCAACUAUUGUUAAACAAAUCGAUAUUUAUCGAAAAAUUAAAAAACAAUCAUAUUGAAUAUAUCAAUGUGUCCGAUGUUCGUCCUAAUCAAGAAAUACCAAUGACGAUUGAUGAUAUUGAUGUCGUACUUAAACAUACUUAUUCCAAUGAGAAUGAUUCUAUAAUUCUUUGGUAUUCAAGUGACCGUUUAAAACGUGAAGAAGAAGAUAGAUAUCAACAAAUAUAUCAAGAAUUAAUUUGGGAAGUGCAACAUGUAGAACAACGAAUAAAAUUAGUCUAUAUUGAUUUCACCUACCUAAAAGAAAAAUUAGAAGAUUUUAUCAUUGUACGAUUACCAUUAACACAAACACCAAUAACUGAGCGUGAUUCUAAGAGAAAGUUAGAGAAUCUUCCAGUAUCAAAACCAAAUAAAUAUUUCUAUUUAGACAUAGUACCUACACCACCCGAAUAUCCAAAUACACCUCCGCCGAUUGAAAUAAAUGUACUGUUCUUGGGAGAAACAGGUGUUGGAAAAUCAACAUUCAUUAAUGCAUUUGCCAAUUACUUAAAAUUUGAAAGUCUUCAGGAAGCUGAACAAGGUGAACCAGUUGUAUUAAUUCCAGUUUCAUUUCUCAUUACUGUUGGUGAUCGAUUCGAUGAAUUUGCUGUCAAAUUUGGUAAUGUUGAUUCGAAUGAAAAUCAUGAACAUCAAGGUCAAUCAGUAACACAACAAUGUAAAUCAUAUGUAUUCGAUCUAAACAACGGAUUACGUUUACGUUCAAUUGAUACACCUGGUAUCGGCGAUACACGAGGAAUUAAUCAAGAUGUAAAAAAUAUUGAUCAUAUAUUGAAUUAUAUCAAUAAUUUAUCUCAUUUAAAUGCUAUUUGUUUGCUACUCAAACCAAAUGCUUCUCGAUUAAAUAUUUUCUUUCGUUCAUGUGUUAACCAAUUAUUAACUUAUUUAACACCAAGUGGUUAUAAUAAUAUUAUUUUCUGUUUUACAAAUGCUCGAGCAACUUUUUAUGCACCCGGUGAUACUGGUCCAUUACUUCGCAAAAUGCUUCAUGAUGAACAUCUUAAUGAUAUUCCAUUUCAAAAAGAAAAUACAUUUUGUUUUGAUAGUGAAUCAUUUCGAUAUUUAGCUGCAAGAAAAUGUGGUAUUGAUUUCGAUGAAUAUCGAAAACAAGAAUGUAUUGCUAGUUGGAAUACAUCAGUAACUGAAUCAGUUCGUUUACUUACUUAUAUUCAAGGAUGUAAAUCAUACAAUCUAGAAAAAUGGUUAUCCCCUCGGAAAGCUACUCUUGACAUAUCAAUGCUCGCUCGACCUCUCAUGGAAACAUUACGAUUAAUUAUUUAUAAUUGGAAAUUAAACGAAUCUCAAUUAAUUGAUAAUCAUAUGGCAUUGAAUUCAAAUCCAAUCGAUAUUGAAAUAUGUACUCGUUGUGCACAAAUUAAUAUCGUUGAAAUAGGUCCAUUUUGGUUAACUGAAUAUCAGCCGACUAUUUUAAAAACCGAUUCAAAUCAACAUCAUCUUUGUCCUACAAAUGAAAAACAUUUUUUGAUUGAAUCCAAUGUAACACAUGAAUUUGUUCCACUACCAGCAGGUCUUAAAAAUGAACGAUGGCAAAGUUCUUUUCAUAAUUUUCUAUUUAAAUGUGAUCGACUUCUUCAUGUCUUACGACAACAAGAACUAUCAAGUCAAGAUGAUCCAUUUCAAUGUAUACUCGAACGUUAUCUCGAAGAAGAAGAACAAAUUUCUCAGACUCGUAAUAUGAAUUUGAAGAUGAAUAGAUCAAUNACAUUCAUUAAUGCAUUUAUUAAUUAUUUAAAAUUUGAAAGUCUUCAACAAGCUGAAGAAGGAGAACCAGUUGUAUUAAUUCCAGUUUCAUUUCUCAUUACUGUUGGUGAUCGAUCCAAGGAAUUUGCUGUCAAAUUAGGCAAUAGUGAUUCGAAUGAAAAUCAUGAACAGCAAAGUCAAUCAGUAACACAACAAUGUAAAUCAUAUAUAUUCGAUUUGAAUAAUAGACUACGUUUACGAUUCAUUGAUACACCUGGUAUUGAUGAUACACGAGGAAUUAAUCAAGAUAUAAAAACUAUUGAUCAUAUAUAUAAUUACAUGAAUAAUUUAUCUCAUUUAAAUGCUAUUUGUUUAUUAUUGAAAUCAAAUGUUUCUCAAUUGAAUGUUUUCUAUCAUUCAUGUCUUAAUCAAUUGUUAACGUUUUUAAUACCAAAUGGUUAUAAUAAUAUUAUUUUUUGUUUUACAAAUACUCGACCAAAUUUUUAUGCACCAGGUGAUACUGGUGUAUUACUUCGAAAAAUGCUUGAUGAUGAAAAUCAUCUUAAUAAUAUUCCAUUUAAAAAAGAAAAUACAUUCUGUUUUGAUUGUGAAUCAUUUCGAUAUUUAGUUGCAAGAAAAUGUGGUAUUGAUUUCGAUGAAUAUCAAAAACAAGAAUGUAUUGUUAGUUGGAAUACAUCAGUUACUGAAUCAGUUCGUUGA
This is a messenger RNA of Rotaria sp. Silwood2, 3606 nucleotides long. Lineage: Eukaryota; Metazoa; Rotifera; Eurotatoria; Philodinida; Philodinidae. The record is from the annotation of a GenBank genome assembly.